UGUGAAAGAUAGUGGUAAUCCAGUUCUGUCAUCAACAACAAUGUUGUCUUUGACUCUAACAGUUAGUAACAACACAUCAAAGAUAUUUAAGACCCCUUCAAAGACAACAACAGAAUCAAGUAAUGGUCUCCAAUUGAAUGUGAUGACUGUUAUUGUUAUAGCAGCUGUGAUCCUAUCAGUUGUUAUAGUGAUCUCUAUAUCAAUCUGUAUAGUUCAUGGUUUGAAGCGAACAGAUAGCAACUAUAAUAGUAGUGUUGAUAUGUACCACAAGGUUACACCUACAUUAAAUAUACAAUCAAAAUAUAUUUUUGAUCCCACAUGUGUUCAUCCUAAAGUUCAGAACACAUUGGAGAGAAAUCUGAAGAAAUCUCAACAACCAAUAGAAGACAGGAAAGAUAUUCACUGCAGAACUAUGUCAGCUGAUAGAUGGGAUGAUCUAACUUCAAGAAAACAACAGAUGUUUAUUCCAAGAGAAGAAAGCAUCUCUCCAGGAUAUAGAGAACUAAACUAUACUGACCAAUUCAGUGAAAUGUCAACAUUGUCAUCUCACUCUGAUAGUGGUCAUGGUUGGAGUGUCGGUAGUGCUGGACAUUAUGAGGAACUGCCAGAUCUGUGCCGCUAUCAAUAUGACCGUACAUGGAAUAGGAGAAAUCCCAAUUUUUCAAACACAUUCAACAGAUCAAGCGGAGAUAAUCACAAUGGAUAUCAUUACCAGCCUAACGUUGAUAUUAACACUUCCUGUGAUCAUGACCAAAUACCUUUUACAGUAACUGGUACUACAUCUGACGUAAGUGAACAACCAUCUACUGUACCAAUGACAAGUGACUUUUCUUCAGACUGUAAACCACCUCUACCAGCUGUACCUAAAGUAACAACUCUACCAAAGGUACCUUCAAUACUUCAGGUACCUUCUCAAUCUGAAACAAACAUCUAACAGCAUAAUUUCAAGAACAUAAAUCAUUAUUACAUAACAUAGGCAAUAACUUCACUUUAUGGAAAAUGUUAUAGCAGUGUUCUUUUUCCUCACAAUCGAACGUUUAUCGAUGAUGUGUGACUAUUAGAUUUAAUUUUCUUCAUCUCCUGUUAUAGUCUUAAAGGAACAUUAACCUUUAGCACUCUGCAUUUACUCUAGAAUUGUUUCCCCUACCAUUGUCUGCUAGAGGUUAAGUCAACUAUAUUUUUUCAUCUGUAUUUUGCAUUUCAUCUUUUCUACCAAUGUUAUGUUAAAGAUAACCUCAUUGCAAUCCGAACUCAGUGUGAAAUAAUCUUGACUAAAUUAUGCAGACAUUUUGUCCAAUAUUCUAAUGUUUCUCUAUAUCUACUGCUUGAAUUGUAAUUUUCUCAAAUCUUACACUCGUAUUCUUGCAAUAUUGUAUAUUCUCACUCAACAUUUUCCCUGAAUACUAAAUGUUAAUGUUUUUCUUGAAAUCAGAGAUUUAAUCCAUAUUCGACUGCAAUAGUUAGCACUUGUACCAGUUAGUUCUUUUCAUUAGGAAAUUCUUCGUUAUUAUUGUUUAUUCUGACAAAAUCUAUUAAAUUGCAGUUUUAAUUUCAAAAGAGCAAUAGUGGGUUUCCCACAUUCCCAUAUUGAUAACCACUGUUGCAUAUUUUCCAAAAGUUUCUUGACAUAAUUUUGUAGCUAUUUUAUAUUAUUGCUUUAAACUACGUAUGUACUUUAUUUUUAAAGGAAUAUAUUCUAUACUCAUUUUAUAAAAAAAAAAAGAAUGAUUUAGAUUGGGUAACAUCUUAGUCUUUAAAGCCAGUUUUCUCAGAUUUUUUUUUUUUAAAUAUGGUAUAAUUAUUGAGAAAUGAUAUUUUCCAUAUUGAAUUUAUUGCCUAUCCUCUCCAUUCCGAAUAUUAAACUUUUCUUCCUUAUUCAUUUGUGUACAUUCUUCUAACACACACACACACACAUGUAUGUGCAUGUACAGAAAGUGAACUAGUCUGUGAGUCAGACCAUUAUUAACUGCAAGAACUAGAGGCUGUAUUUCCAUUUCCUUGCAUGGGAAAAAUAGACAGCUUGUCAUUGGUUACAACAAACAUGACGUACUAACAACCAACUUCAUAGGACUAUAUAGUACUAUCACAUACCAACCUAUUCAGGACUGCUGCUGCUGCUACUACAACUUUGUAACCAGAACACACAAAUAGUGCAGUAACACCAGUACAAACAACAAACAACUCAUGGAGGUGACAGAAGAAAACUGAGGGUGCAACAUUUGUUUGAUAUAUUUCAUUAUCGUUAUCCACUUACUAUCCCUUUUGGUAACAUUAUUGAAGACUGUAGUCAUGCUGUCAAUGAUUUUGUUGAUUGUGGUGCUGAUGGCUAACAGCUACUGGUGUGUGGAUCAUAUGUACUAUGUGAAAGAGAAUAAUGAUACACACAGCUAUAUUGGAGAUAUUGUCACCGAUACACACUUAAUGGAUAAUAUACAGACGAAGGAUGACAACAACAAACUGACAUUUA
Octopus bimaculoides (California two-spot octopus) is the source of this 2467-nucleotide messenger RNA. RefSeq lists its product as uncharacterized. The record is from RefSeq and is a predicted model, not a curated record. NCBI's taxonomy places the organism in Eukaryota, Metazoa, Mollusca, Cephalopoda, Octopoda, Octopodidae.